This is a messenger RNA of Lontra canadensis (Northern American river otter), 1560 nucleotides long. It is a transcript of the gene PRPSAP2, whose product is annotated as phosphoribosyl pyrophosphate synthetase associated protein 2. The record is from RefSeq and is a predicted model, not a curated record. The coding region runs from base 408 to 1517 and encodes 369 amino acids. The transcript has 13 exons. Gene Ontology annotation, cellular component: ribose phosphate diphosphokinase complex; cytoplasm. Gene Ontology annotation, molecular function: ribose phosphate diphosphokinase activity; magnesium ion binding. NCBI's taxonomy places the organism in Eukaryota, Metazoa, Chordata, Mammalia, Carnivora, Mustelidae. Gene Ontology annotation, biological process: 5-phosphoribose 1-diphosphate biosynthetic process; purine nucleotide biosynthetic process.
UGCCCCGCCCACAGGCCUCGCAGUCGCCGUGGACGCCGUUCUUGCGCAUGGAGUCGCCAUUUUGGUCCUAGAGAAGCCGCCUGGAGAGCCGGCGCUUUCUUCCUUCGGCAGCCGAGGCUGCGGCGGGGCCGGGGCUGGGGUCGGGGCCAGACCAGCCACUCUGUCCUACACUACACCAUAAAGCAGGGGUCAGCUGACUUUCUGUAAAGCACCAGAUAAGCAGCGUUUUCAGCUUGAUGGCCGGCACUCAACUCCAUCAUUGAAUCCAUGGACAGUUGGAGGAAUAUUGUUGUCAGAGAAUAACAGGAGGUUGUCCAUAAUUGACUUUAAGCAGCAAAACAGUAAAACUCUGAGCACUUCAGCUCCGCCUUUCUUGCUCUGAGAAUUGGAAAACCAAGAAGGUUUUGAUGUUUUGUGUGGCGCCACCUGAAUUGGAAACCAAGAUGAACAUAACCAAAGGAGGUCUGGUGUUGUUUUCAGCAAAUUCUAAUUCCUCGUGUAUGGAGCUCUCAAAGAAGAUUGCCGAGCGACUGGGGGUGGAGAUGGGCAAAGUGCAGGUUUACCAGGAGCCUAACAGAGAAACAAGAGUACAGAUUCAAGAAUCCGUGAGGGGCAAGGAUGUUUUCAUCAUCCAGACUGUCUCAAAGGAUGUGAACACCACCAUCAUGGAGCUCCUGAUCAUGGUGUACGCCUGUAAGACCUCUUGUGCCAAAAGCAUCAUAGGCGUGAUUCCCUACUUCCCUUACAGCAAACAGUGCAAGAUGAGAAAGAGAGGCUCCAUCGUUUCUAAACUGCUGGCUUCGAUGAUGUGCAAAGCUGGUCUCACUCAUCUCAUUACUAUGGAUUUACACCAGAAGGAAAUUCAGGGCUUCUUCAAUAUUCCUGUUGAUAAUUUAAGAGCUUCUCCCUUCUUACUGCAGUAUAUUCAAGAAGAGAUCCCGGAUUACAGGAAUGCGGUGAUCGUGGCCAAAUCUCCAGCCUCGGCCAAGAGGGCUCAGUCUUUCGCGGAGCGCCUGCGACUGGGCAUCGCUGUGAUUCACGGAGAAGCGCAGGACGCCGAGUCCGACCUGGUGGAUGGACGGCACUCCCCGCCCAUGGUCAGGAGCGUGGCUGCCAUCCACCCCAGCCUGGAGAUCCCCAUGCUGAUUCCUAAGGAAAAGCCCCCAAUCACAGUUGUUGGCGAUGUUGGAGGAAGGAUCGCCAUCAUUGUGGAUGACAUCAUUGAUGACGUGGACAGCUUCCUCGCCGCAGCAGAGACCCUGAAGGAAAGGGGCGCGUAUAAGAUCUUUGUGAUGGCAACUCACGGCUUGUUGUCGUCAGAUGCUCCCCGGCUGAUUGAAGAGUCUGCCAUUGACGAGGUGGUGGUCACCAAUACGAUUCCACAUGAAAUCCAGAAGCUCCAAUGCCCCAAAAUUAAAACUGUGGACAUCAGCAUGAUCCUCUCAGAAGCCAUCCGUCGGAUUCACAAUGGGGAGUCCAUGUCCUACCUUUUCAGAAACAUAGGUUUAGAUGACUGAACAGCUUUCCUUUAUUAAAACUCUGGAGGGCCAAACUGGAAAC